This is a messenger RNA of Glycine soja, 769 nucleotides long. Its product is annotated as rhodocoxin-like. The record is from RefSeq and is a predicted model, not a curated record. Gene Ontology annotation, cellular component: mitochondrion. Gene Ontology annotation, biological process: P450-containing electron transport chain. The transcript has a single exon. Lineage: Eukaryota; Viridiplantae; Streptophyta; Magnoliopsida; Fabales; Fabaceae. Bases 55 to 531 code for a protein of 158 amino acids. Gene Ontology annotation, molecular function: 2 iron, 2 sulfur cluster binding.
UCCGAACCAAAAGAGCACUCUGGACGGGCUUCCUUGGCCGAACAACAAUCACCAAUGGCAGUGGCGAAUCUGCAGAGACUGUCCUCGCAAGUGCACCGCCUCCCCUCCGUCUCGUUCUUCUCCAAAUCCCUGAUCUCCCGCACCUCCACCUCUUCCUCCUCCACGAAGAAGGUCGCGGACCGCAUCGUGCGGCUGUCGGCGAUCGACUUCGCGGGUAAGAAGCACGAGGUGGUGGGCCUGGCCGGUCAGACCCUGCUGAAGGCGCUGAUAAACACGGGCCUGGUCGACCCGGAGUCCCACCGCCUGGAGGAGAUCGACGCCUGCGCGGCCCACUGCGAGGUCAACAUCGCGCAGGAGUGGCUCGACAAGCUACCCCCUCGCUCCUACGACGAGGAGUACGUCCUCGUUCGCAAUUCCCGAGCAAGGGUCCUCAACAAACACUCCAGGCUCGGAUGCCAAGUUCUCCUCGACCACGACCUCGAAGGUAUGGUCGUUGCCCUCCCCGAACCUAGGCCCUGGGACACUUCCUAAGUCCGAACCUAAACCAAGUGUUUAUUUUCUUUUUUUGGCUCAAUAAUGUGAUCCAUGAACCUUUGGAAGCAUAGCGGAACUCGGUGAACCUUGUAUUGGUUUCUUCCUGUUGUUAUAUUUUGGGUGGUUUUAGACUCUUGUGCCGGUAAUUGGCUCGCUAUGGAUAAUUAUUUGCAAUCUUGUGCUUUAUUAUUAUGAUUAUGAUUAAUAACAUUGUUAUAUUAAGGUCUUGCUUUCA